AGCGUUCUACCAACAGACAGACGCAAAGACGCAAUUAUUUUUGAUCAGCAAUUAAUUGGCACUAUAUCCAUUUAUAAAUUAAAUUUUCAUUUUUAAUCAUAUUUAUUCAAAAUAACGACCCAUAGAAUUUCUGGCAUACAUAGUGUAAUCUCACGGAUAUAUUUUUUUCAUUUGUAUAAAUAUUUGACAGUUCUGCCAUUACUAUCGCCGGCAUUACAACCAUUUGAAAUGUUAUACGCAUGUGAAUUUUGAAAACAAACUGGAACGAGAGAAAAGUCAGAGUGUCAGAGUGUAUACAAUGCAUAAACACAGUUUUUUAUGUUGAAAUUGGCACGACUUCAUAUCGCCGCCAUUAUAUUGACUUUUUCAGUGAGAAUAGUAAAACGCGCUUAUGUACUUCUUUGUGCUUUAAAAAGUGUGUUUUUACAGUUUUGACAUAUUGGAAUCAAAGUUAAAUCUAAAGAAAUUAAUUUGUUCAUAAAUAAAUAAGUUUUAAUCAAUUGUGUGCCGUUUAUUUUGUGAAAGAAAAAAAAAAGUUCCAGUGAUUUUCCUUUGAUACCCAGUGAAAAUAAAAAUAAACGCUAAUAUGGAAAAUGGUUCAUCAAACUCAGGUCCGCCAAUAAGAGGUGGUGGUUUUCGCGGCCGGGGCGGAAUGCCGCGUGGUGGUUUUGAUGGACGAGGCAGUUUUUAUAACUAUUUCAGAGGUCGUGGACUAGGGAGAGGAGGUGGACCAAUGGGUUCAAUGCCAAGAGGAUUUAGUGGUCCUCCGGCUUUAAGGCGUGGGCUCUUACGGGGUAUCAUGAACCGAGGAAUGGGUUUUAGGGGUGGACCAUCUAGAGGAAAUCCAGGACGAGGAGGAAGACCAAUGAACUAUAAUAACUAUCAAAAUCAGAGUACAAACAUUGGGCCAGCCGCAAAUGAUGCAUCGCAAAAGUCAGAGUCAUCUUCCAACACUAUGUCUGGAACGCAACCAUCCUCAAAACCGGCUCAGAAUAGUUCGCAUUCACCCGCGAAUGAUCCAGGAAAUUCAGUUUCCAUCAAUCAAUCGGGUGUACCUCCACCAUCUAAAGGAAUCGGAAGUUCGAUUCGUGGUGGAAGAGGUGGUGGAAUGACACAGCGUCGUGGAAAUAGCAAUGCUGGCAAUUACAAUCCGAAUAUAAAUGUCACCGGAAAUGAUAUACAACAAGGUUCUAAUCCAUCCUCCAAACCGUUCUACCGUGGGGGUUUGUCUCGAGGUCGUGGAGGAUUCCAACAAGGUCUAGCUAGACCUAACGGUCCAAUGCAUGUGUCAACUAAUCAUCAAUCAGGAAUGAUGCAACCUGGAAUUCCACUUAAAAGAGGACCUCCAAUUGGACCUCCUGGACCGAAGCGAGGCCGUUAUGAGCAAGCACCAUCUCACCGUUUACAAAAGUAUCCCCUACAAGGUCCACAGGGUCCACCACCGCAAUUACAAGGUCCCCCGAACCAACAGCCACAAUCUCAACCUAAUUACAGUAAUAAUUACCCAAAUUCUGUACCCCCAAUGCAACAUCAACCAAAUAACUACUAUGGACCACAAGGCAAUGGCGGAUAUGAUCAAAUGAAUCAGAUCCAUGACUAUUCUCAGAACUAUGCACCGCCUCCAUCUCAAUCUGGAUACAACACAAAUGGGUAUUCACAAUAUCCUCAACAAAGCUACCCACAAACAUCUGAAUAUGAUCAAGGCCAAGGAUAUUCCCAAGAUUACAACACAGCAUCGUAUCAACAAGAUGCUCGAUAUCCAACUAAUUACGGCCAGUCAGACUAUAGCACAUCAAACUAUGGAGCAUCUACAGACUAUAACACUCCAUCGUCAGAUUACUCACAGGCUGGUACAUACGACAACCGAUCGUAUAGUGGAUAUGAUUCAAACUAUACACAAGGCUAUGCGAAAUCUGAUGCAUACCAAAGUCAUGCGGGUUAUUAUUAGGAUUUUGGAAUAUGAAGUGUAACAACACAUAAAACCCAAGAAAGUGAAAGAAAAAUUGUAUAAGGCUUUCAUCUCCGCUAUCAUUGAACUAAAACCAUUUACCCAAGAGGAAAUGUUAUUUCACACUUUUAAUGUAAAACCCUUUCAAAUUAGCUUACAAUAUUGCAAUAAGCUCUGCUAAAAUAAAAUAAACAAAUAUCUUGAAAUCUGUUCCAGUUGGAACAAAAUUAAAUCACGCGAUGAUAGGCAUGGCAAAUAAAUUUGGUUUGACAUACGUUUCAUUUAAUACUUAAUAUUUAAAUAAGUCUUACUUAUAAACAAUAAACAAUAGAAAAUAGAAAAUAUGUAGGUCUGUUUAUGGAACCUAUUUGACGAAAUAAGAAAUGAUUCUUUCAAAUUUAAAUUGUUCAAUAUAGACGCAUAAAAAUAUCAUUUUAUUUUAUCUUUUCUAAAUAUAAUACAAUUGAAAUGAAUUUCUAUUCUAAAAAAAUCCCAUGCAACUUUUGAAAUGGAAUCUUUUGAAUAAGAAAAAUCGAUUUGAUCGAAUUUUUAUUUACAUUUUAUUUGAAGCUUGAAAGAACGUUUGCAUGCAAGGCCCACUACUAUUUGUCUCUCCUGUUUCUAUUUAUUUUCCUUUAUAUUUGUAUUCAUCUUUUUUGUAAUCUAACAAUUUCAAUUAAUCUGUUUGAGUUAUUAGUGCCCGUGAGCUUACAUUACGAUUCGAUCUUUAUGAGAAAAAAGUGAAUACACAAAACUGUUGUUUUACUUACCCAAUUUAGAACAAUAGAUUCAAAAACAAUUCAAAGAUUUAAUGAAGACCGAAAUCAUUUUAGGAAAAUAAGAUAUAUUAAUUAUUAAAAACACAUUUUAGGAGGAAGCUCAUUAAUUGAACUCAAUUCUAUUCUUAGUAUAUAAGUAAAAGUAUCAACUUCUAAUUAUAUAUAUAAUUUAAAUAAA
This is a messenger RNA of Sitodiplosis mosellana (orange wheat blossom midge), 2905 nucleotides long. RefSeq names its product basic salivary proline-rich protein 2. The transcript has 12 exons. NCBI's taxonomy places the organism in Eukaryota, Metazoa, Arthropoda, Insecta, Diptera, Cecidomyiidae. The record is from RefSeq and is a predicted model, not a curated record. Bases 587 to 1948 code for a protein of 453 amino acids.